CUCAUCAUCACACCAUCUCCAUGCCACUACUACUGCUCUUUCACAAUAUCUAGAGAGAGAAAGACAGAGAGAGAGAGAGAGAGAGAGAAAAGGAAAUGGAGAAAGUGGGGAGGAUGAAGCUGGGAUCACAAGGUCUGGAGGUGUCAGCACAGGGACUGGGCUGCAUGAGCAUGUCCAAUGGCUACUACGGUCCUGGCAAACCCGAACCCGACAUGAUAAAACUCAUCCACCACGCCAUCCAUCACGGUAUCACCUUCCUCGACACCUCCGACGUCUAUGGCCCUUAUGCCAAUGAAGUCCUUCUCGGCAAGGCUAUGAAGGGAGGAAUGAGAGAGAGAGUUGAAUUAUGUACCAAGUUUGGUGUUAGUUUAGUAAGUGGGAAUAUAGAAGUACAUGGGGAUCCAGCAUAUGUGAGGGCAGCCUGCGAGGCCAGCCUAAGGAGGCUGGACACCAAUUGCAUUGAUCUUUAUUACCAGCAUCGUAUUGACACCUCUGUCCCCAUCGAAAUCACGAUGGGAGAACUCAAGAAACUGGUUGAAAAAGGUAAAAUAAAGUAUGUAGGUCUCUCAGAGGCCUCGGCUUCUACAAUUAGAAGGGCUCAUGCUGUUCAUCCCAUAACAGCAGUGCAGUUGGAGUGGUCCUUGUGGACAAGAGAUGUAGAGGAAGAAAUCAUUCCUACUUGCAGAGAACUAGGAAUUGGGAUUGUUGCGUACAGUCCUCUGGGUAGGGGCUUCUUUUCUUCAGGUGCAAAGAUGGCCGAGAACUUGACUGAGAAUGAUGCCCGAAAGAAUCUACCAAGGUUUCAACCAGAGAAUCUGAAACAUAACAAAAACAUAUUCGAACAAGUUAACGAAAUGUCAGAAAGAAAAGGUUGCACCCCAUCACAACUAGCAUUAGCAUGGGUCCAUCACCAAGGAAAUGAUGUGUGUCCGAUACCUGGCACCACAAAGAUUGAAAACUUCAACAACAACAUUGGAGCUUUGUCUGUAAAACUAUCAGUAGAAGACAUCGCUCAACUCGAAUCCAUUGCUUCAGCGAAUGUGGUAAAGGGUGAUCGAUAUAUGUCUGCCUCUACGAAUUUUGCUUGGAACUAUACAGACACUCCACCUUUGUCUUCAUGGAAAGCUUAGUAAUAAAUUCAAGCAGCCACAUACAUGGCUUCCUUGUUUGUUCCUCAAAUACUUUCUCUUUAUGUCCUUUGGAGAGUUUUCUCAAAUUCUUGUUUAGAAUAUAUGUGUGUUUUGUCUAAAAGCCAGUAUGUUGACUUAGGCUUCUUGAAAGUUUUGAAUCAUCAUAUGUUUUGGUUCAAUAAUUAUGUUUGAUUUAAUGAUAAUAAUAAUUU
This is a messenger RNA of Camellia sinensis, 1342 nucleotides long. RefSeq names its product auxin-induced protein PCNT115. The record is from RefSeq and is a predicted model, not a curated record. Gene Ontology annotation, cellular component: cytoplasm. NCBI's taxonomy places the organism in Eukaryota, Viridiplantae, Streptophyta, Magnoliopsida, Ericales, Theaceae.